AGAUCUCUUCUGCAGAAGAGAUGAGAUUAUAACGAGUACACUUGAGUCGACAUCGAUCUCGUGCAGACACAGACGACUUCACCUGUAUAACAAGUUACAGAAAAAAAUACGAAUCGUUCGUCGGUCGGAAAAGAGCAGUCGAGCAAAUGCUACGAUCGGCUAACGAGCACGAUGGCUUCUAUCGUCGUACCUCUGCUGCUCCUCUACUUCACGACUCACACCUACGCAGGGGUGUCGGUGCUGGGCGAUCAAAGUACCGACGCGCUUCAGUGGGCCGAGCAGCAAAUUUUAACGAUACUGUCGCCCGCCGCAGUUCCAUCGGACGAUCGUGGCAACGUCUUCAACCCCAUCAACCUGCUGAGCAGCGUCGUCGAUCAACAAGCACCCGCUAGCAGCAUCCGCAUAACCGAGCGCGACAUCGGCUAUUACUUUUACACGAGCGAGCAGCCCGAGCUGAACGUGGCCCUGACCUCGGGCGACUCCUCGAGUCUGAGGUCUUUGGCCAACGUCAGCGGCCAGACACCCCUCAAAGUCGUCAUUCACGGCUGGACGGACACCGGAAGCGCCGCCUGGAUGCACGACAUAAGGCGAAACUACCUGAAGAGCGGAAAUUGCAACGUGGUCAUCGUCGACUGGUCCGUCGGCUCGAUGAAGGAUUACUUGACCUCGACGAGACUCACCAAGACCGUCGCCGAGUACGCCGCUAAAUUCCUCGAGUUCCUCGUGGCCGAGGGCGUCUGCCGCAUGGACAAGAUACACAUCCUCGGGCACAGUCUCGGUGCCCACAUCGCCGGCCUGAUCGGUUACCAGCUGCAGGGCCAACUGGGUCGCAUCACCGGCAUGGAUCCGGCUCGGCCGGAUUUCGAGGCGCCCGUGCUCAAGGACCCGAAGGAUCGUCUGGACUCGACGGACGCUCGAUUCGUCGACGUGGUGCACACCUGCGCCGGCACCGCGGGAUUCGUCAGGCCGAUCGGACACGCCGAUUUCUAUCCGAACGGCGGCAGUUUCCGCCAGCCGGGAUGUCCGGUAUUCAUGAUUCAGUACUGCAGUCACGGCAGAUCCCAUCAGUUCGUGGCCGAGUCCAUAAUCAAUCCGCGGGGCUUUCAAGCCGUAGAGUGCGGCACUUGGAAGGAUUACAAAGCACAGAAGUGCGCGAAGAACAAGCUGGUUUACAUGGGCGAAGCCCUGGAUCCCGAGACCAGAGGUAUCUUCUUUCUGGAAACGAACGCCGAGCCGCCCUACGGUCGGGGUGACAUUGUGUGAAAGGAGAGCAAUUAUCGUCUCGACAGUUUUAUAUCAUGUACUUAGCUGUUAUUUUUUUCAUCUAAUAUCAGUUGUUCAACAAUUAACUUUUUCUUUUUUAAUCCCAUUAUGUACAUUA
Molecule: messenger RNA, 1381 nt
Organism: Trichogramma pretiosum
Lineage: Eukaryota; Metazoa; Arthropoda; Insecta; Hymenoptera; Trichogrammatidae
Product: pancreatic triacylglycerol lipase-like
Exons: 4
Coding region: 172-1263 (363 amino acids)
Biological process (GO): lipid metabolic process
Molecular function (GO): lipase activity
Source: RefSeq, a predicted model, not a curated record